AUGUUUCAAUUUAUUAAGUUUUUAGUGCUCAGUUUGUCGUUUGUUUUUGCUUAUUGCCGCGAGAGUAAGGUUAAUAUGGAUUUUGAAAGGCUCUAUUACGACCCGAUUAAAAGGUGUGAAAAAUAUGAAAGUGGACAUAAUAGAUCGUCGAAGAAUUGCUGGUCUUUGAACUUUAAAGCAUUUGGGAAAAUCUUUCGUCUUCAUUCAACGAAGCGUGGAUUUAUUAAUGGACGUGUUAUCAAUAAUAAGAACAAAUUCGAUCGAAAUAUGGAGACUAAUGGAGUUAGCGAUCUAUUACUUAAAGUAAAUGGUUGGGUAUCGAACAAUGGAUAUUUUUAUGGAAUUCUAUCUAGCACGGAGGAAACGUAUCGUAUAGAACCUGUCAAAAAAAUUUUCAUACCAUCAAAUUUUCAUUCUACAAUCUAUGCUAUCCAAAAUGAAAAUUUAAAAGAAUCGUAUGAUUUGAUGAAGAGAAACGGGAUACGCAGCAAACGUAAUAGUCAUACUCGUAAAAAAAUUGAUAAAAAGAUUUGUCGAGUAUCUCUUGAGGCUGAUUACACUUUCCUAAAAAUGGCUGGCAGUAUUUUUCAUUCUGUCUCCCUCAUGAAGCAACAUAUACAAUGGGUUAAUGAAAUAUUUCAAGAAUCCUUCGCAAGUGGAGGUAAACAAAAGAGUAGAAAAUUACCUUCACUUACUCAUAACAAAAGUGCUUAUAUCCAGUUUCAAGUUGCAAACAUUCGUGUAUACAACGAGUUGGAUAGCCAUCGGAUAUUAGGACCCAGGGAAUUAGAUGCUCCGACAUUUGUCCACUUGAUGAAGGAAAGAAGAGUUUAUUCUAAAUAUUGCUUGGCUUUGUUUUUCACUGCUCGAAGUUUUAUUGAUGGUGUUUUGAGUUUGUCUAAACUGGGGGGAGUUUGUACUGACUGGAAUGUCGGCGUUGUCACAUUUAUGCGUGAAGGCAGCGUCAUGUCGUCUUAUAUCACUAAAAUGGCUGUUGCUAAUGUUAUUGGCCAAGCAUUUGGAGCAAAGUCCGGUAGUGGAGAAACUGAAGGCAAUGGAAACACAGACUUCAUAAUGACAGAGUUCCUUGGUAGUUUAGAGAAACCUCCAAAGUAUCUGUUCUCUCCAUUCAGUUUUAAGGAGAUUUUGUCUCGCAUCGACUCAUCAAAGAACGUUGAUUGUUUUGAAACCAACAAAGAAACUAGCUCAUGUGGAAAUGGUGUCGUCGAGAAAGGAGAACAAUGCGACUGUGGUGAUUUGAUCAUGUGUAAAAUAUUGGAGCCUGGUAACUGUUGUGACGUCACAACAUGUCGUCUGAGAUCUCAAGCUAUAUGUAGUUCGUCAAAUGGUCUUUGUUGCGAUGGUAAAACGUGUGAAUUCAAAAAAAUUGAUGAGAAAUGUUUAGAAAAGACAGAAUGUUCCAAAGCAGCCACAUGCAGAGGUAAUAGUUCAAAAUGUCCUCCACCUGUCCCUGAAAGUAACUACCUUGAGUGUGAUGGAAAUUCUAGUUUAUGCGUAAAUGGAUCGUGCAGUGGAAAAUCAGUUUGUUUAAAGUUUGGAUUAAAGUCUUGUUUUUGUGAGAAGAAUCACAAAGAUGAAUGUAAAAUAUGUUGUAUAAAUAAUGGUCAUUGUUUACCUGUGGAUAAUAUACCAAAGGUUAUGUCGAAGUCAGCGUACCGUAGCGCAGGCUCAUUUUGUAGGAAUAGAACUGGAUAUUGCGAUGUGUUUCACGAUUGUCACCUAUUGAAUCCAGAUGUUCCAUUUUCACAUCGCUACGAUCCAUACUCGAGAAAGAAAGGAAUCAAAGAAAUAACUCAAUCAUUUUGGUGGGUUAUAUUCAUUGGUAUCGUUGCCGUGAUUUCAUGCACGACGUUGACAGUUAAACAUCUUGCAUUGUACACAAGAAGUGAUAACUUGGAGUUAGAGGUUAAACAACCAUCAAAACGAUUGCCAUCGAUUAAUCUGUCGCGUUCAAAAGAAGAAGAGAAGGAAGUUAUACUUUCUGAUACUGUUUAAUUGGCUUUCCUCAAGAUGAUGUACUGCCAUGGUUUAAUUGGCUUUCCUCAAGAUGAUGUUGAAGAGGCGUUAUUUUAUUUGUAGACGGACUGAUAUAUCACUGUACUACAGGUUUCCGAUGAUUUAAUUUCAUCACCAUAUGUUGAGGAAGUGUUCAAUAAUGGUUGUUGGAUUGGAUUAUAAGAGAGAUUUUCCAUUGAAGAUCUGAGAUUUCUUUACUUUUAUCUUGCAUCUGAACAACUGAAACUUUAGAAAUUGUAAUGUGUACAUACAACUUACUGAAUUAUUCAUUUUAAGAUUGUAGGCAGUAAGAUGAUUAAAGAUGAACUGUUCAUUCA
This is a messenger RNA of Xenia sp. Carnegie-2017, 2354 nucleotides long. Its product is annotated as disintegrin and metalloproteinase domain-containing protein 10-like. Lineage: Eukaryota; Metazoa; Cnidaria; Anthozoa; Malacalcyonacea; Xeniidae. The transcript has 5 exons. Gene Ontology annotation, molecular function: metalloendopeptidase activity. Gene Ontology annotation, biological process: Notch signaling pathway; membrane protein ectodomain proteolysis. The record is from RefSeq and is a predicted model, not a curated record. Bases 1 to 2016 code for a protein of 671 amino acids. Gene Ontology annotation, cellular component: plasma membrane.